This is a messenger RNA of Patiria miniata (bat star), 3989 nucleotides long. RefSeq lists its product as uncharacterized. The transcript has 30 exons. The record is from RefSeq and is a predicted model, not a curated record. NCBI's taxonomy places the organism in Eukaryota, Metazoa, Echinodermata, Asteroidea, Valvatida, Asterinidae. Bases 32 to 3928 code for a protein of 1298 amino acids.
AACAUUCCCGUGAAGUCUUGCAAACUUGGCCAUGAGUUACCGCGGUACAAAACCACUUCCAGGCGGUCAGGGCAGACGAGCCGAGGCGGAUACUCCUGCAUCACUCACCCCAGGCUCAAUGCUAGCUCCUACGGUUGAUUACGGAGAGGUUAACAGUCUCGGUUUCCCUAUAGCCAUCAGUCGACAAGCCGACAUCCAGGAAGGACUAGGGGACAUUGCAUCACGUCUCAAUAGGGCACUGGGUCAGUACGAAAAUGUUUUUGACGACGAUGAUGAGGUGAGCAAGGAUGCAGACUGGACUGUUGAUGGGCAAGCUGACGGCCGCAGGAUGGGGGCACGAGAUGAGAAGAGAGAAUUUCAGGCUCGAUAUGAGACUAUCACUGCACGGGUAGACGCCAUGGAACGAGAGCGAACAGAGUUGAUGAACUCAAUGGCACAGUGGCUGGAAGCAGAACCAGUGCAGUGGAUACCAACUGCAGAUACGGGCGCAAUCACAGACGAUACCCCUCAAAAGGAUGGCUCCAUCAGAGAUCAAUUAUUGAAAACCAAGAUGGGAUUCGAGCAGUUGAAGCAGAUGAAUCACGAAAAGGAACGUCUUGAUAACCAAGGACAAGACACGGGACAUCUGCAGGAAGCGUCCUCCAAUCUCCAGAUGAAAGUCAUCACAAAGUUCAAGAAAUUGUACGAAACAAAGAAGUUGGCGGCAACUCGACGGAGUUUUGGAACGCAUUGGAAACACGCGUCGGAGGAGAUCGUGGGGCUACUACGGCGCAUUCGAUCGGAGGGAACGGACAACAUCGAUGCUUUGGAGGAGCAACUGGAAAAGGCGAUGAAUGCAAUACAGCGACAAUCAGAAGAAAUGAUGAGGCUUGAAGGGCAAAUACGAGAAAAGGAAGAGAUGGUGGAGAAGUGGUCCAAGGACAACGUCAAGCUGACCAAUGACAACCUGUUGCUGAACUCAGAAAAGGAGAAAUGCCGCGAUAUGAUCAAGAAGUUGAAAAAGGCUUUGAUCGAAGAGCGACGUAAGAAAGGCAAGCCCACGACAGAAGAAGACGUGGAGAAUAUAGCUGAAGGGAAAGCGAUAAAAAAACAGACACCUGACAUCCAGCAACAAACACAGCGGGGCUUCAGACGAGUUGCCGCGGGCCGGGACGUCAAAAGAGACAACGUGCUAUGCCAGAUUUGCCGCCGGCGUGUUGAGAGUGGCAUGAGGCCGGAGCGUGCCGCGCAGGACCCGGUCAGGUCGGCCGAGACUAGGGAAGGACUGGGGGAGGGGAGGGGCGAGGGUGCUAAUGAGGCGAUCACUGAAGAUCUGGUGGCAUUACAGGAGGAGAAUGAUUGGUUGGCUGCCAGAGUCGCUCACUUGGAGCAGAAACUUAUCGAAAAGGAGACCCAAAUGAUGAAACUGGAGUUCCAGUUAUCCGAAAUGAUGGAAGCCAUUCAGACCUCAUCUCCACACAUUAUCCAGACACUGUCCUUGACAGACCCAACAUCUCUGAGUUCCUUGGUUCGUGUCACUAGGGACACGUCUCAAACAGGCAGCACUAGGCAGACAGAGGGAAAUCCAUCAACUGAGGACUCUGACGGACAAGGUUUCAGCCAAAAACCAACUUCUGGCAAAAAGACCUCCAAUCUCGUCGUUCCUCGCGUGAUCAAACCAUCCUCCAAGAAGACAGUCAAGCGACGUGCUGGUGAGCAACAGCCCAUCACACAGCCACCAAGCCAGUCUAAUCUUGCGCAGCCCGCUGAAAUCUCACUGCUAACAGAGGAACGUAACAAGCUACAAGAGGAACUGGUUCAGGUCAAAGGUCAACUAAUGCGGGCACAGAGAGAGCUGAUAACCCUCAAGUAUGCCUCCAGUGCCCCGCCGGUGUCGAUGGGGACAGGUGGACCACGACAGGGGAGAGCGGGAACCGGGGAACGAUCCAGUCAAGAAGUAUCUGCGGAUAGUGACAACAAUCUGUCGACAACUAAGAUGCAAGCCGAAACAACCACGGCACAAGAAAAACAAGCCCAACACAGAGCCAAGCCCGUCGUAAAAUACGACGAUGAAUUUGAGGCUUACGCGGAACUCAUCAGUAAGGAUCAGGUCAGUCGACCGUCCCGUAGGAUGAGUCGGCCGUACCCUAGUCAGACCGAGGGAGGCAAGCAGCAAGGCCCGGUGGCCAGGGUAGGGGAACAGAAAGGGGGUCAUGAGAAACAAGUGCCACUCCAAAUGGAAGACUACAUCACUUUUGACCAGGGAAUGCAGACAGACCCACAGAUGGAUCCUCUUGGUCAAUGGUCCAACGUACCAUCACUGAAGAAGCGGAAAACGGACCAUCAACCAAUCCUGGACACACCCAGCGAUCAAGUGCCCAUCGCCCAACCACCCACGGAAUGGACCCACUUUGACCCCACUGGACCUAUUACACCUGCUACUGAUAACAAGAGAGCCAGUAUCUCCCUACAGAUGCGUGCUGGGCAGAAACCUGCAAGUCUAGACACUGGAGGCAUCGUGGAAUAUGUGGAUAGAGAACUUGGCCGUAUCAUUCAAGGCAUCAACGGCUUCACGUCCUACCUCAAGCGACUGAUCCAACGUGAAGUAACCGAUAUGAUCACUACAAACCAAGACAUUCGCAGACGCCUGUCGGAAGUCACGCUUCAAAAACUGGACCAGGGAGUGAAGGACAGCACUCAUCCAUCCGCUGAAACCAGCAGGAGGAGCAGGGCCCUGGCCACUCCCAUCCAUAGAGGGCGCUUUGAAGUCAUCAAGGAUCAUAAACCAUCCAAGUUUGCCACAAAGAACGCAUUUGCGUCUCUUCAGUCAGGAGGCAGAAAAUUUUACCACUCGGCGUCGCCAAUCCCUCCAUGGAACAUAUAUUCGAAAACGCCGACCCCUUUGCCUGCUGACUACAUGAACAUGAGCACCUUUGCCCACGAUCACAUCACGAUGGCCGAUGAGGUGGCAAUGGAGAGGUACCUAGCAAGCCCGCACGAUACCAUCUGCUCCCGACUGCAGCAUCAGAUUGACAUGAUUGGGCAACACGCCAUAGAUGUGCUGAAGGGGACCACGGUUUUCUUCAAGGAAACUGUCACACGUCAGAUGGAGGAAUACAACACACUCCACGGUGCCUUCAGUAUACGACAGGAGCUGAAAACUCUCAUGGCACCCUCAACGACACCCACUGAAAGUAAAGAUGGCACAAUGGAGUCAGGAAACGGGGAGACUCAGGCAGAUGUUACAAGUGAUCAUGCCCAACUCCUUUAUCAAGAUCCUCCGCUCAAACUGGCAAGAUCCACCUCUCACAACAGCUUCCUUGAGUCUCGCAACAUCAAGUAUGUCCAGGAGAAGAAACACAUAGACUUUGAUUUCCAGAAACAUCCCAAAGUAUAUCCCUUGGGAACACAAUCACUCAGCUCCAUGCAGAGUUCCCAUUGCUACUUGCCAGCCCUCGCUCUCUAUGACAAACAAACACCACGGAAUAGAUACGAGAUGAAAGUACCAAAAGCCACGCUGCCACGCCGAGGCCUUGUCACUCUGCAGGUCAAGGAGGCUGCUGUGAAAAUGGACGCUAAAGGAGUUGAUACCAAACGUCGUUCCCGCCCGGUUGCCAUUUCCCACCGUGGGCUUCAGUCCCAUCAACGAGAGAUCUUAGCCAAACAGGGGACGGCACAGGACAGAGGGGAGCAGGAUGAAGAACCUCGGACUACAACCUUGGAACUAAAACGGCAAAUUCUACAACUGCAGGCUAAUCAGCUCUACCAAGCCGCUGAUCAGAGCAGCUUACCCACAGGGGACCCGGAUACCGAUGCCAGAAAGACCCUACCCCUGCUGGAGAACGAACGACGACGUGUCAUCAUCCAUGCACAGGACCAACUGCGUGAUACAGUGCAACGAUGGGAUAAAUAUGCAGGGCUUCUUUCUGAUGGGCGUGGUCCUGAAUAAUGCUCAUCAAUUUAAAUAACAUAAAUAAGCUAAACUAAACCUCACAGUUAGUAUAAUGACA